AACAUUGUGCAUCAAUUUUUUGCCGCCGAGAUUGACGUUAUUGUCUAGGUUCGAAGGUCUCGUCUCUAUUCUUAUAGUGUACUAGAAUAUUAUACAAUUCUGUCGGUGAACAACAUGGCGUCGAAAGCUAGGUUUCAAGAUGGUGAGAAGGUUCUGUGCUUUCAAGGGCCUCUGUUGUACGAAGCAAAGUGCAUCAAGGCCCAGGUUAAAGACGAGCAAACCAUGUACUUUAUCCACUACAGGGGCUGGAACAAAAAUUGGGACGAGUGGGUUCCUGAAAGCCGCGUACUUGAGUUCAACGAUGUUAAUCUCGAAAAGCAAAGGGAACUCCAGAAGGCACACCUGUCCUCAGCCUCUCAUUCGCACUCUGCUCUAAAGAGGAAAAAUAAAAAAGCUACUAAACCAGAAAAAGAGGUAGAGAAGAAAUGCAGAAAAAAGCCCCAGAAACGGAAAGGUGCUGCAGCGACGGCGGCAGCUGCUUCUUACCAGCGAACUUCUAGUCAGGCUUCAGAGUCUGGUGGCGAAAGACGGAGAAAGAAACGAAGGCGUCUGGACACCCAUGUUGAGUCGGAAAAAGCAUUUUUGCCCGGAGUAGAGAUCAAGGUGCGGAUACCAGAGGAACUGAAGCCAUGGCUUGUAGACGACUGGGACCUUAUGACAAAACAAAAAAAGCUUGUACAGCUUCCCUGCAAUGUCACUGUGGACCGUAUUCUCACGGAUUAUGUGAAACAGGCGACGUCAGUACAAGGAAUUUCAUCUAAGAAGGAGAGUAUCGUCAUCGAGGUGACAAAUGGACUCAAGGAAUACUUUAAUGUGAUACUAGGAAGCCAACUUUUGUACAAGUUUGAACGUCCUCAGUAUGCUGAUGUUUUAAAUGAAAGGCCGGACACUUCUAUGUCACAAAUAUAUGGUGCCAUUCACCUGCUAAGGCUAUUCGGCUUGGCAGCAUGUUGGCUUAUACCCCGCUGGACGAGACGAGUGUCCAGCUUCUGCUACAUCAUAUUCACGAUUUUCUCAA
Messenger RNA from Rhipicephalus microplus (southern cattle tick), 1018 nucleotides. RefSeq names its product mortality factor 4-like protein 1. NCBI's taxonomy places the organism in Eukaryota, Metazoa, Arthropoda, Arachnida, Ixodida, Ixodidae. The record is from RefSeq and is a predicted model, not a curated record. Gene Ontology annotation, biological process: chromatin organization; regulation of DNA-templated transcription. Gene Ontology annotation, cellular component: nucleus; NuA4 histone acetyltransferase complex.